CGCUGAAUGAGCCCUCAGUCGCUCGGGGCCGGGGGGGUGGGUCUCGCUUUCCCGCCCGUGCCCCUUGCCCCGGCCCCUGACAGAAUUUCCUCCCACCGCGGCUUUGAGGAGCAUCUCGGGUCGGGGGCGCACGUAGGUGACCAGGGGCACCCCGAGGCCGAGGGGCCGGUCAAGCGGGUUCCCCCCUGUCCCGAAGGGAUGCUGGAGGAGGAGAUUUUAAUAUAACGGGUUUCGUUAUGUUGGGUGUGUUGAGGGGGCUCGCUUGCCGUCCCGUGAGGAGGGCCGGUGGGGUUGUUGGGGAAUGGCGGCUUUAGUCGGGGACGAGGUAGUAAAUGCUGAAAUCACAGCUGGAAAACGCAAGCGUCUUAAACUUUGACUCCAUCUUAAUUUUUAGCAUACUGAAAACGUGGAGGUAUUUAAUUUGGCCGUCAUCUUAUGUUGAUGUACUGCAGCAAAAAUAGUUCACAGAAAUGAUGUCUCUUGAUAUAUCUGACAGUGCUCAAAUCUAUGCUGCAUUUGUGGUAUACCUGGACCUCUUAGAAGGGAGAAACUGGCAUGAAGUGAAGCACGUCGGAGUAGCAGAACUGCAACUUGUAUGUUUACAUGCACGUGAAAGAGAACAGGACAGUCUCCAAGUGAUGGUGCCGGUACCUGUGCACAUAUCAUUAAGCCACGAGAGGAUAAGAGAAAUUAUGAAGAAAGCAUCUCUCCCACAAGAUGAUCCUGACACCCCGCUGUCAGUUACCUUGGCCAUAGUUGAGUCAGAUUCCACAGUAGUGUACUAUAAAAUGACUGAUGGCUUUGUAAUACCAGAUCCUCCUGAUGAUACUGAAGAUGUGGACAAUAAACAGUGGAGAAAGAAAAGAAAGAAGCUUUUCAAAUGAUUAAGACAAACAGACUUUUCUUGAACUACUGUCCUCAAACCUAAGCAAAUCCAGGAACUUAUGUAUGUAAAUAAGUAGUGUGCUAAAGUCUGCCUUCUGCAUAUCAAGCAUCUGUUCAGGGAGAACAGAGCCUUGUGCAGCUGCAGUGUAAUGAAACGCCAUUUAAAGUAUGAAAUGGGUCACGCUUUGUGACCGAUUGCUCCUGACUAAUAAAUACACUUGUGAGAUGUUUCCAAA
This is a messenger RNA of Aquila chrysaetos chrysaetos, 1121 nucleotides long. RefSeq names its product tRNA splicing endonuclease subunit 15 (gene TSEN15). NCBI's taxonomy places the organism in Eukaryota, Metazoa, Chordata, Aves, Accipitriformes, Accipitridae. The record is from RefSeq and is a predicted model, not a curated record. Gene Ontology annotation, molecular function: nucleic acid binding. Bases 471 to 884 code for a protein of 137 amino acids. The transcript is spliced from 4 exons. Gene Ontology annotation, biological process: tRNA splicing, via endonucleolytic cleavage and ligation.